UGACAGGUGUACUUUUUAUAUUAUUUAUAGUUUUUGGGAAUCCGAUAACUCAAAUUCGGUCUGGAUACAUUUGCUUUUACAGCGCUUGGGAAGAAUUAAGCACUAUCACGGCCACUGAUGGCGGACACUUCAGAAUUUGAUCCCGACCUAAUUCGUUCUUACAAAUUCCCUGAGACGACAUACACCUACACCGAAAGAGAUGUAGUGCUCUAUGCCUUGGGCGUUGGAGCGUGCGCACGGGACGCCCUUGAUGUCGACGAACUUAAGUAUGUUUACCAUGAAGGUGGGCAACAAUUUGUUCAGGUCUUGCCAACAUUUGCUGCUCUAUUUUCGAAUGGAAAUCUUAUUAAUCUGCCAGGGUUGCAAUUUGAUCCACGUCUUCUACUGCAUGGACAGCAGUACAUAGAAUUACACAAGCCAUUCCCUUCAAGUGCAUGUAUAUACAAUAAAGUCAGUCUUGCAGGAUUGCAUGAUAAAGGUAAAGCAGCUAUUCUUGAGAUCGAGACAAAAAGCUAUGAGAAAGAGUCUGGGGAAUUAUUAUGCAUGAACCGGAUGACUGUCUUUCUGCGGGGUGCUGGUGGCUUCUCAAAAUCAUCUGAGCCGUAUUCCUACUCAAACUAUUCAACCGACAAGGUUUCAGCUGUGAAAAUCCCAAAAAGUCAACCAUUUACGGUGUUUGAGGAUUGUACCCAACCAUCUCAGGCAUUGCUGUAUAGGCUUGCUGGUGACUAUAAUCCUUUGCAUUCAGAUCCUAUGGUUGCGAAAAUUGCAGGGUUCUCACGCCCAAUAUUGCAUGGGUUAUGCACACUCGGGUUUGCAGUAAGGGCAAUCAUUAAAUGUCUCUGCCGAGGAGACCCAAACUUGAUCAAAAACAUAUCCGCACGGUUCCUUUUGCAUGUGUACCCUGGAGAAACUUUGAUCACUGAAAUGUGGCUUGAAGGCUUAAGGGUUAUAUAUCAGGUGAUGGUGAAAGAACGAAACCGGGCUGUGCUAUCUGGCUAUGUGGAUGUCCAUCGUUUAACUUCAGCAUUGUGAAUUAGUUUAGUGCAUAAUAAACAUACAGACCUUUGAUUCUAUUUUCAUGUGGUCAAAAUAAUACUUUCUGGAAUUUGUUGUCGAAAGAGGGCGUGUUCAGUAAGUGGCUAUAAAAGCCUAAUAUUGUUGUUUAAAUCAUGACCAUCCAUUCUC
Corylus avellana is the source of this 1188-nucleotide messenger RNA. RefSeq names its product enoyl-CoA hydratase 2, peroxisomal. Gene Ontology annotation, molecular function: 17-beta-hydroxysteroid dehydrogenase (NAD+) activity; (3S)-3-hydroxyacyl-CoA dehydrogenase (NAD+) activity; enoyl-CoA hydratase activity. The record is from RefSeq and is a predicted model, not a curated record. Gene Ontology annotation, cellular component: peroxisome. Gene Ontology annotation, biological process: fatty acid beta-oxidation. Lineage: Eukaryota; Viridiplantae; Streptophyta; Magnoliopsida; Fagales; Betulaceae.